Molecule: messenger RNA, 714 nt
Organism: Didymodactylos carnosus
Lineage: Eukaryota; Metazoa; Rotifera; Eurotatoria; Philodinida; Philodinidae
Source: the annotation of a GenBank genome assembly
AUGUUAAUGAUAGGAGUCUUAGAAAUGUGUGUGAAAUUAGCAUUAGUAAUGGCAAAAAGUAGCGGAAGGAGAAAACCGUUUUCCGACGAUGAGCAAGCAGCGGCAGGAGACUCUGUAACACAAUAUACAAGGUUUGAAUAUAUAUUAAAUUUGAAUUUAAAGGAUUCAGAUGUGGCUAAAGAAUUUGUUGAACUUGGUUAUCGAGGAAUAGGUCAUGCUGUUAGUCGAAAAGAUUUUGAAGAAAGAAAACGCCGAGCCGGAAUUGUUUUAAGUACGAGGAGAGAAGGACCACCACCCAUAACUUCAGAUUCUCUUACCGUUAUAGAACCAUUCGCAAAAGCACUAGCAUUCCGAGAAGAAGCGAAUCGGACAACAAAACUUUUAACAAUUAUUUUUAUUCGGGACAAAAAUUCAGUUGGUCGUGAAAUAUCGGCUUAUAUUGAUUUUGCCCAUCGAUUAAAACUCGAGGAUUUUACAGGAUUUUUUACUGGUGACAAGAAAUUAGUACCAUUGUCGUCUGAUUUGAGUUAUUAUAACUGGGAUACUCAUGCAUGUACAACAAACGAUACAAAUAAUUUUAGUUUAUUAGCAAAUGCAGUUAGCGGAAUUCGAUUUCGAUGUACACACGAUAGAAAAGUGAUUUUUGUUGAUCCAGAAUCUAAACAGUAUGGUGAUGGUACAACAAGAACAGUAGGUGCUUCGCUUAUAACAUGA